GGUCCAAGGAAAUCUCCCUGACCAAGAUGAGCGUCCAGUGCGAGUCGCUCACCCGCUUGAGGAAGGACUUGGAGGAGGAGAGACGGCACCUCUGGAGCCAGAUAGACACCUUGAAAGAGCUGAACCAGAGCCUCCUGGAAGCGCGUGCCGGGACCUGGACUCCCAACAUAGAUUCAUUGAAGACCAUGCUUACAGGAAAGGCAGAGGAGGAGGACGUGUUUACAGAUCUGUACGAGGCCCAGUUUCCUGCUCCCAGGACGAGAAAGCGCUGGAGUCGAGGCAGAGCCUUCCUCAGAUUCUUCCAUCGCCAGAGAAACAGCUCCAGAGGACAAGCCCAGUCCCCCGCAGAGAGCCCUCCCGGGGCCCUGGAGGCCGCCCCCGCGUGCUCGUGCUGGCUGGAAGACAGAGAUGCCCGCCGUGGGCCCCCGCCAAAGGCAACCAGACAACAAAAGAGUGCCUUUUGGAGCAGGAAGAAGAAGGACGAAGUCAAAGACAAGCGUCCAGGGGCCAGCUCGACUCUGUCUAACCUUCUGCGUUUCUGCACCUGUUGAGACAGCCCACCCUCUCCUCCCUAACUAGCCUCUCCCUCUUUCCCACCCGAAGAUUUAUGAUCCUUUCCCUUUAUCCCUGU
Eptesicus fuscus (big brown bat) is the source of this 631-nucleotide messenger RNA. RefSeq names its product protein Daple-like. The transcript is spliced from 5 exons. NCBI's taxonomy places the organism in Eukaryota, Metazoa, Chordata, Mammalia, Chiroptera, Vespertilionidae. The record is from RefSeq and is a predicted model, not a curated record. The coding region runs from base 27 to 551 and encodes 174 amino acids.